This is a messenger RNA of Paramuricea clavata, 714 nucleotides long. The record is from the annotation of a GenBank genome assembly. NCBI's taxonomy places the organism in Eukaryota, Metazoa, Cnidaria, Anthozoa, Malacalcyonacea, Plexauridae.
AUGGCAAAGGAAAUUAAGGGAAUACACGACAAGAACUUCCGGUUUGUGGUCCCGAUGAAAAUGACCCGUGAGGACGUGGAUGAUUACAAUUCGAGGGCAAAAUGUCAUCUUUGCUGGGAACGGAUUUAUCCGUACAGUGACUGGACAUUACGUAAGGUUCGAGAUCACUGUCAUUUUACGGGAGAGUGCCGUGGACCGGCGCACAGCAUUUGUAACCUCAAGGCUAGAAAACCGAACUUUAUUCCAACUCUUUUUUAUAAUCUCGAUGGUUAUGAUGAGCAUCUAUUCUUACCGAGUUUGUCAAUAAACGGGGGAAACAUUACCUGCAUUCCUUUAAACGAGACGUGUCUUUCAACAAAGGAAGAAUUCUUCCCGUCGUUAACAUGGAAAGACGUUUCCGAUGAGGAAUAUGCACUUUCUCAGGAGGUUUUCAAAAAGUUUGGGUGCAAAAUGCUGUGGGAUUAUUCGGAAAUCUAUCUCAAGACGGACAUUGCCCUUUUGACGGAUAUAUUUGAGGACUUUCGCAAGAUGUCCAAAAGGAAUUACGGUCUUGACCCGUUGUGGUACUACACGGCUUCCGGAUUGUCGCUGGACGCAGCUUUAAAAUAUAUCGGAGUAGAAUUGGUCCAGCUUAUGGAUCCAGCCAAGGACAUGUACCUUAUGAUUGAAAAAGGUAUUCGCAGUGGAAUGUGCAUGGCACGCGAUGGCACAUAA